GAGAACUUUAGUUUUGUCUCGCAAGUGCGUUUGAAGUGUAUACACAUAUUUCUCGCUGCUCCGUUUACAAGUCCUUCUUGCUUCUCGUCCCACCAUGAGCUUCAGUGCCUCGCCUGCCUUAAUGACCGUCUUUGGUCUUUAUCAAGAAGACGCGAGCGAUGAAUCCAUCGUCGAAGCCGACCGCAUUGCACACAUGGUGCCCUUACUGGAAGGACCUCACGGCGAGGAAGCCGAGGAUGCGAUAGAAAACACUUCUGUUCUCGACGUCGUGAAUAGCCUGCGCCAGGGCGGUGACAAUCCGGAGUCGGUAGAGGUACGCACCAUCCGGUGGCGUGGUCAGACGGAGGCUUCUAUUCGUUCGCAACUGCAGCCAAUUGUGCUCCACUAUCGCCUGCAGAUUCUCCUCGUGCAAGAGCGCACACAGCGCCGUGCUUUAAUGAUGCGGGAGACAAACGAGCGCGUGCCGUUGGUGACGGCGUACUACAAGGAGACACCCGUGAAGUGGCGCUUGCUGGGUUACAUGGACCACACCACUUCCGCCAGUGCGAUGCUGAUGGCCGCGGACUCGGAGAGUGUGUACCGCACCCCCGCCAGCACCAUCGCCUCCGUCUCGGAGGUGAAGCGGGAGCAGCAAUUUCGUGAGUCGUUUAUGCGGAUGGAGGAGACGGCGUUGCGGCACGGCGGUGGCAGCUCGGCGGCGACGCCGAUGCGGUUGUGCGAUGACGGACGCCGCAGCCCGAGCGCGCGCAACAGCGGGUACAUGCCCGCCGCUUCUCGUCUGCCGCUUCGCCCGAAAGGAGCACCACCGGCCGCGGAUGAAGAGUACGAAGUCGACGCGGCGAAAGCGAAUGUGGAAGUUCUGGAUUCCACCGUGGCAUUCGUUGACCGUCCGAAGCGCCAGUGA
Molecule: messenger RNA, 904 nt
Organism: Leptomonas pyrrhocoris
Lineage: Eukaryota; Euglenozoa; Kinetoplastea; Trypanosomatida; Trypanosomatidae
Exons: 1
Coding region: 122-904 (260 amino acids)
Source: RefSeq, a predicted model, not a curated record